GCAACAUUGGUUUUGAUUUGAGUUGAAACAAAAACCUUGAACCAAAACACUGAAUUAGAAAAACAAAUGUAACAAAAAAGCAUUUUCUACCUACAUUGAAAAUGCUGCAUGGCUUCGCUAUUCUUUUUCGCCUCUGGCUGCCGCUUCGUCUAACUUGCGCUGGCUCCUCAAGUGUAGGAUCUGGUCAUCUGGAAAACUUUUUUUCUUCCAUGAGAUCUUCAAUAAAAAUCUAUGCUUUCGCGAUAACUACUAAGUGCAAUUUCGGAGCCCAAUAACCUUUCCAAGUAAUCGCUGAUGGGCCAUGCCAGAAAAAUUCCAGGAAUGUCAAGAACGGAUGCAGAUUCUAGAAGAUGCUGAGAAAAUCCCGCUGCUAGAUGAUACCUCUAACGAAAAGUGCACCCAGAGGUCAAUAAGAUUGGGACGAGUGAGAGUGGUGUUCGACUUCAGCCUGCCAAUCCAGUUCUCCUAUCCACCGGCGAACCUGGCUUCAAUCCAGCUGCCGGACCUUGAUGAACGUAUAUCUGUGUCAUACCCUUGCGAAGUGUUCUUCGCUGUGGCCAAUUGCCAGCGAGAGGAGAAAGUGAAUGCGGAAUAUCGUAUUUCUGUGAACAGGCAACUCGGAUAUAUGAGAUACUACUAUUUCGCAGAUGUACCUGACGUUGAUUACAAGUUGAAACCAACUCUGGUGGUUCUGCUGUUGGCGACUGUGUGCCGAUUGUUCAUCAAAUAGAACAUAAUCAAUGCUUUUGUCGUAAUGAAUAUCUAUCGCGCUUUCUAUCUUAAAUUUUCAUGAUUUUUCAAAGUUUGAUAUUAAAUGAAACUAACACAUUUUAUGCGCAAUUUUUCAGUAUUGUGACUGGAUAAAAAGUUUUUGAUCGCUUUGAAAUAGCUGAAGAAUAUCUAGCAUUAUUGCCUCCAGCAACUUUCGAUUUCAUUUGAUCUUAUUUUAAAAUAAAUGACCAAUCAUUCGGUCGAUAGUUUUUUUUAGCAUAAUAGUCAAAUGAAACUAUCAUUGGC
Molecule: messenger RNA, 1017 nt
Organism: Symsagittifera roscoffensis
Lineage: Eukaryota; Metazoa; Xenacoelomorpha; Acoela; Convolutidae
Exons: 2
Coding region: 302-730 (142 amino acids)
Source: RefSeq, a predicted model, not a curated record